Echinops telfairi (small Madagascar hedgehog) is the source of this 156-nucleotide messenger RNA. RefSeq names its product mitochondrial import receptor subunit TOM5 homolog. The record is from RefSeq and is a predicted model, not a curated record. The transcript has a single exon. Gene Ontology annotation, cellular component: mitochondrial outer membrane translocase complex. The coding region runs from base 1 to 156 and encodes 51 amino acids. NCBI's taxonomy places the organism in Eukaryota, Metazoa, Chordata, Mammalia, Afrosoricida, Tenrecidae.
AUGUUUUGGAUUGAGGACCUCGCGCUGACGCUGGACGCUGAGGAAAUGAAACGGAAGAUGCACGAGGACGUGAUCUCCUCCAUAGGGAACUUUCUUAUUUACGUGCCCAUGCUGCGAGUCACUCAGUUUAUCUUAAAGAAAUUGGAUAGUAUAUGA